This is a messenger RNA of Adelges cooleyi (spruce gall adelgid), 588 nucleotides long. RefSeq lists its product as uncharacterized. The record is from RefSeq and is a predicted model, not a curated record. The transcript is spliced from 6 exons. The coding region runs from base 181 to 588 and encodes 135 amino acids. Lineage: Eukaryota; Metazoa; Arthropoda; Insecta; Hemiptera; Adelgidae.
UGGAAGGCGAUAUUUGACAAAUACGACAUCGAGAAGAAAGGUUCAAUAUCCGCCACGAUAUUACAGAAAUUAUUAUACAAUGAGUUCAAAGUAUUUAUCACCAUUCGCCAUGCACAGUGUUAUACAAAUGAAAUUAAUGAUCACAAAAGCAGUGAAAUAGGAUGGAAUGUGGUGAAAAAAAUGAAACCGAUAAUAACUGUUUUGUCACAGAGAGAAAGCCUAGAGGAGUAUACGAACUUAAUAAAAAGUGAAAAUACUUCGUGUGAAAAUUUCGUGGUCACAAUAAGGAGUAAAUUUGAAGAAGUGUUUGAGAACGAGAAUGAAGUUUUAGAAGUACUCAAAGUUGUUGGCCAUGACGAAAAAUUACCAAUUAAUUCGGCGGACUACCACGAAAUACUGAAAAUGUUGACGGCUUCACUACGGAUGGCACGAAUAUACUGGCUAUAUGCUUUUACUAAUGGCGCAAAUCACAACGGCAUUUUGAAUUAUGAUUUUCUCAAAUAUAUACGACGCCAUAAGCUGUACAGAGAUAUACCUGAUCCUUGCAUAAUUAAACUCUACAAUGACAUCAAGAGUAUUCGCUUUUGA